This is a messenger RNA of Nomascus leucogenys (northern white-cheeked gibbon), 1076 nucleotides long. It is a transcript of the gene TLCD1, whose product is annotated as TLC domain containing 1. The record is from RefSeq and is a predicted model, not a curated record. NCBI's taxonomy places the organism in Eukaryota, Metazoa, Chordata, Mammalia, Primates, Hylobatidae. Gene Ontology annotation, cellular component: plasma membrane. Gene Ontology annotation, biological process: membrane assembly; plasma membrane organization; phospholipid homeostasis.
CUCACAGGGAGGGCGAGGAGGAGCCAAGGGGCCUAGAAGGCUUCGCCGAAACUGUGUGGGGCUGGCGGCCGGCGGGAGAGGCGGCCGGACUGGACUGGCCCGAGAAGGACCCCAGUUCCCAGAACAGCCCUAGGAGGCGGCCUCGAGGGCGGACGGCAGGGAGGGCCAGCAUGCCCCCACUGCUGCACCCCGCCCUGCCGCUGCUCCUGGGCGCCACGCUGACCUUCCGGGCGCUCCGGCGCGCGCUCUGUCGCCUGCCCCUACCCGUGCACGUGCGCGCCGACCCCCUGCGCACCUGGCGCUGGCACAACCUGCUCGUCUCCUUCGCUCACUCCAUUGUGUCGGGGAUCUGGGCACUGCUGUGUGUAUGGCAGACUCCCGACAUGUUGGUGGAGAUUGAGACGGCGUGGUCACUUUCUGGCUACUUGCUCGUUUGCUUCUCUGCAGGGUAUUUCAUCCACGAUACGGUGGACAUCGUGGCUAGCGGACAGGCGCGAGCCUCUUGGGAAUACCUUGUUCAUCACAUCAUGGCCAUGGGUGCCUUCUUCUCCGGCAUCUUUUGGAGCAGCUUUGUCGGUGGGGGUGUCUUAACACUACUGGUGGAAGUCAGCAACAUCUUCCUCACCAUUCGCAUGAUGAUGAAAAUCAAUAAUGCCCAGGAUCAUCUCCUCUACCGGGUUAACAAGUAUGUGAACCUGGUCAUGUACUUUCUCUUCCGCCUGGCCCCGCAGGCCUACCUCACCCAUUUCUUCUUGCGUUAUGUGAGCCAGAGGACCCUGGGCACCUUCCUGCUGGGUAUCCUGCUCAUGCUGGACGUGAUGAUCGUCAUCUACUUUUCCCGCCUCCUCCGCUCUGACUUCUGCCCUGAGCGUGUCCCCAGGAAGCAACACAAAGACAAGUUCUUGACUGAGUGAGAGGCACAGAGCCUGGGACAACAAAAAUGGACAAGGCCAGAAACAGCUUCCCAUGGACACUGGGACUUAGUCCCAAGCCUGGGUGUCCUCUAGGGCCAGCCUCUCCACCUUCCAAGCCUGCGCCCACACUAUUGAAAACACUAAUGAAAGUACUCCUCUGAA